AUGGAUCACGUGAAGCGCGAAGAUAAUAGUGUAAUCGAUGAAGAAACCUAUAAGAUGUACAUAGAUACUUUAAAUAAAACCUUCGUACUUGAUACAAUUGACCACCAACAUACCCCGUUAUCUAUGGAACAGCUACAUCAAGCCAUGCAUUCAUCUCUAGACACCCGUUCUCUCGUCCAUAACUUCCAAAUACCGCUAUCACCACGGCAACUAUCAACGCUCCGACUUAAAUCAAAUCAAAAAACACGUCCGUUAAACUAUGAACUACCAUCACAUUUACCUAAAAACCUUUCAAUGGAAAUGGAACAUAUAUCCGUGCCGAGUGACAUGCCUCAGAGUUUACUACGACACAAUGACUUUCUUGCUCCGAAUCUUGAUAUAACUUUAGCGAGAAAUAUCAUGAGCGAAGUAGAGUUACAAAAUAACCUACAGAUCAUUCAAGAUCACGAAUUAGCGAGAAACAUGACAACGGUCAAUGAUCUGUCGCAAAAUGUAAAUCGUGAUAUACAACAUGAAUUAGGUAAUGAAUUGGACUUAUCGCAUUUAAAUCGAACAAACUUAGCAACAGAUGUGUUAAAUCAAGAGGAUACAAGGAAAAAUUCUAGCAUCCAAACGUCCAUCGAUAAUCAUUUAUUAGAGCAGCAAAUGUUACUAAAAUUAGAACAAAAUAUGCCAUUAAGGAUAGACCAGUCUCUUGAUCAAUUGUCUCAGAGGAUUGAUCAAACAUUGACUCAAAGGAUGGAUCAUAAUUUGUCACAGAGAUUGGACCAGUCAUUGGCUCACAGGUUGGAUCAAAUUUUGCCUCAGAGGACGUUUAAUCCAGGGACGUUACAUGAGCAAAAAUUGGAGCACAACCAAAUGUUUUCCGUGUCUUGUCAGAUAAAAGCUGAGCAAGAAGACGAUGGUUAUUUCUAUAAGAGUAUGAAUCAAGGGAUCGGCGGUGUUGGCUUAACUGGUGAGAUUCCUCAACACACGGAGAGCAGUCAGACGACGAAUAUACAUCAGGACCAAAUAUACUCAUUAUAUAACAAUCAGAUUCCAAUACCAGCUUUAAAUACUAUAGAUUUGUACUCCAGACAACAGUCCUACAUACAAAACUACAUGACAGACAUGGCACGAGAAAAUCCACAAAAUUUAGUUGUACAAAGACAAUAUGAGCAUCAUAGUCCCUAUAAUGAACAUUAUAAAAAGUUAAGACAAGAUGGCGACGUAAAAAAAGAUUUAAAAAAUGAGGAUCCAAAAGAAAACAUGAAACCGCCGAAUCAGAAUAAAAACUUUUAUGAAUACAAUGAAUUUAAUGUUCCUGAAAAGAAUGAAAACGAUUCGAAUAGUAAUACUAAGGCCGUAGAUGAUCCUGUUUUGAAUAUAAAAGGCGAGUACAGUUGCUACAAGUGCAAUGAGGCGUUUCCUUCGAAACGUUUGUUGAAACAGCAUGCAAGGACAUGUGAAAACGGAGAAAAUACUGAGUUGGAGAAGUUAGGCAAAUUCUGCUGUAGUCAAUGUUCUUAUAGAUGUCAGUCGCCAGCGAUUUUGAAGAUACACGAACGCACCCAUACCGGUGAAAAGCCGUACGCUUGUUCGUUCUGUGAUUAUAAGUCUGGACAAAAGAAUAACGUAGCCAAACAUAUGCUAGUCCAUAUGAAGCAAAAGCCUUUCGAAUGCCAGUACUGUGAUUACCGUUGCGCUCAAAAAAAUAACUUAGUAGUACAUGAAAGAACCCACACGGGUUUCAAACCCUUUGCUUGCCCGUACUGUGAAUAUCGAACAGUCCAGAAACCGAACCUAGUGAAGCAUAUGUACCUUCACACUGAUCAAAAGCCGUUUAGCUGUGACCUGUGCAAUUAUAGAUGCGUUCAAAAGACGAAUCUAAUUAAGCACAAACAAAGGCAUAUAAAUGAAAAAGACGGUGAUAAAUUCGUACAUGAUCCAGGAACUACUUCUCAAGUUAAGCCAUAUAAACCUAGACAGAGAUCGAUAAAGUGUGAGCAUUGUUCCUAUCGAUGUGUGCAAAAAUCAAGUUUAGAAAAGCAUUUGCAAUUUAAACAUGGUGAUUUAAAAAGUGAUAACGCCGGCAGUUUGAAUUUAAUGAAAGAAAGUGAUAGUAUACAAAACUUAAGUGUUAAAAAGCCCGAUUUUGUAACGGAUAAAGUAUUGGAAACGUUACCAGAUAAAGUGUUGGAAACGUUACCGUCGCAGACAUAACAUUAAUGUGAUUAUUGUGAGGGUAUAAGUGGUUCCGUGUAAGUACAGAAUGAUGCAAAUUUUUAUUUUUGCUAUGUAGAUUAAUGAAUUUUGACGACAGUGUGAAUGUGUCUUUGUACUUAUUUUUAAUGCUCUCUUUUUAUUUUUUUUUUUCAUUGGGUGUAAUUUAGUCAUUAUCUUUGUGUCACGUUUGUUUGAAUUGUUGGAAACAGGAUUCCAUAGAAUACAAUUUUUUUUCUUUGUAGUCUAAUGACAAAAAUAUUUAAUCUGUGAAAUUAGGCAAUAUGAUAACUAUUCAAUAUAUAGAUAAACAAACCAAAAUUCGGAACUGAAAUUUUUAGUCUGAAAUGUUUAGCUAGUCAAAUGUUCUAAUCUGUUUUUAAAUUAAUUUUUAAAAUGGUGCCGACAAAAAGUGCUUUAAAACUACGAUUAAAAAAAACAGUUUAAUUUUAACAGC
This is a messenger RNA of Melitaea cinxia (Glanville fritillary), 2659 nucleotides long. Its product is annotated as zinc finger protein 468-like. Gene Ontology annotation, molecular function: DNA-binding transcription factor activity, RNA polymerase II-specific; RNA polymerase II cis-regulatory region sequence-specific DNA binding. Gene Ontology annotation, biological process: regulation of DNA-templated transcription. The coding region runs from base 1 to 2202 and encodes 733 amino acids. The transcript has 3 exons. NCBI's taxonomy places the organism in Eukaryota, Metazoa, Arthropoda, Insecta, Lepidoptera, Nymphalidae. The record is from RefSeq and is a predicted model, not a curated record.